GGGCCAGCAGGAAAAGUUUCCCAGUGAACUCUUUCCUCUCCUCCGCCUCCUCUUCCCUCCGCACUUCCCCUCGUCCGUUCACCUCGCAGUCGGAGCAGACGUGCCGGGGAGAGUGUUGGGUUUCUGCGACAAUGGAAAUUCAAUCCCGGGGACGGCGGCUCGGUUUCCCGCGAGCCGCAGCUCGACGAGCGCAGCGAGAGGAUCGAGAGGUUCACAUCCCGCUGGACAGCCUGAAGAGGAUGUUCGAGAGGCCGCCGGCCCACAGCGCAGAAGUCACUUCCCUCCACUCCCCUGCCGCCGCCGCCGCCGCCGCCGGACCGACACCCUGCGGCCGCUCGGCUGAUCCCAGCAUGUCCUCGCCGCCGUCCGCUCCACCUGCAGGCGGCGAAAGCACGCAAAGGCCCGACGAGAAGACCCCAGGCGCCGAGGACCAGGAGGCGGAGCCGGUGUCCGUCAAAGAGCGGCUGGCGCUGUAUCAGGCCGCCGUGUCCAGGAAGGAGAGCUCUGCCCCUUCUGCGGUGAUGGAGGACUCAGAGGCGUGUUCGCUGCCGGGCGGUCUGGCCAGCGUCAAGAGGCAGUUUGAGAACCAGGAGUUCUCCUCGUCGUCGUCCCAUUCCACCGUCACUCAGGUGCACUUCCAGCAGAGAUCGGUCCAGGAGGUGUCGAGCUCCUCGGAGGUGACAGUACGAAGCAGUGCCAGAGAAGUUGCCCCCCCCACGGCUCUCUCUCGACAGCAGAUGAUCCACGAUCAAAGCGUCCACCAAGAAAACGUGGCUGCAGCUCACGGGAACCAUUACAAUGAAACAGUUAUGCUGGUUGGGGGAGAGGACCUGCCAAAGGGUUCCACUCAGGCUCUGAAGCAGCAGCAUGAGAAAAGCAUCGAGGAAGCCGCACCAGCCAAGAAAAUUAAGGUUGAUGUGGAUUUCGAUCAGUUUCAAUGGACAGGAGUUGCGCAGUCCUCCAAAAAGUCUGCUACCAAAAGCUCUUCUGCCAGCGUGAAGACCGUCACCUCCUCCUCGGCAGCGUACGAGUCGACUGAUCGGUUCCCUCCACCGCCCUCCAAUCAGCAGGUAUCCCAAGAAAUGUCAGAGCACAACGUCUCUAUGCAGUCUCAAGAUUCCCAGAUUAAAGCAAGCAAGGAGCAGUACUUCAAACAGAAGAGUAUGGCUGAGCUGAAGCGCCUCUACAAGCACAUUCACCCGGAGGUGCGCAAGAACCUGGAGGCGGACUUCCUGAGCCAACUAACUGAGGCAGAGAAGGCGGAACUGCAGGGACAGGAAGUCAUGGGUGACGUCCAGCAAGCAUGUUACUUGUUCGAGAACGACGGAAACGGCUCCAGUCGGUGUUCCAGCCCAGACAGGGAGUCCCUGGAGUGGGAGGAGAUACUGAAGGGCGAAGUGCAGUCCAUGCGCUGGAUGUUCGAGAACAAGCCGCUGGACACCAUUAGAGACGACACCCCGGACGAAAUGCAGAACAUCGCCCAGCAGGAGAUAAUCGCCGGCAAGGACGUCCGGUACACAGCCUGGAUGUUUGAGACGCAGCCCAUGGAUGCUCUGGGGACAGAGACUGAUGACACCACUGAGGAAACCCAGAAGCACUCCGAUCUUGCGAGAGGUGACGUCCGAACAGCCACUUGGCUUUUUGAAACUCAACCUCUGGACUGCUUGAACAAGAUCUACCAAGAAGACGAACAGGAGACAGACGUCACGGCGAAAGACAUCACAGGCGGGGACGUCAAGACUGCCAGGUACCUGUUUGAAACCCAGCAUCUGGAUUCCCUGGGGAAGAUGGAAACCAUCGAGGAGAGCCACUUCCUGAACUUGAAGUCUGAGCUUGAGGAGAUCAAAGGUGACGUGAAGACGACUACUCGCAUGUUCGAGACGCAGCCCAUGUGCGUCAUCAGGGGGGAUUCGGGGGAGAUGCUGGAAAUCACCACCAUCCGCAGGGAGGAGACCGAGAAAGGAGACGUGAAGACUUCCCGCUGGAUGUUUGAAACUCAGCCUCUCGAUAUGAUCAACAAAGAUCCGGCAAAAGUGAAGCUCAUAUGCGGCAUCUCCAUGGAGGACAACAUUCAAGGUGGCGUGAACAAAGGCAGGUGGAUUUUUGAAACCAAGACUCUCGAUACCAUCAACGAUGAGGAGUGGGAAAGUUCUCGGAAGCAAAAGGAGGAAAUAAUUGGAGCUGACGUGAGGAGGCACUGCUUUGUUUUUGAGACGCAACCCAUGGACACCCUGAAAGACAAUACCAACGCUCGGCCUUUGCCCUGCGAGGAAAUCAUGGGCGGUGAUGUUCAGUCGACCAGACAUCUGUUUGAAACCGUACCCAUGGAAAAUCUGAAAGAGCUGCUGGAAGUGGGGAAGCUUCAGAAAAUGGUCGCAUCUGAGGAAGAAAAAGGUGACGUGAGGCAUCAGAAGUGGGUCUUUGAAAGCCAGCCGCUGGAGAAUAUAAGAGAGGAGAAGAAGGAACUCACAAGGACUGUGAACAUCCAAGCCCUCGACAAAGGAGAUGUGAGCAACUACAAGGAAAGGUUUGAAAGCAUGGAUUUGAGCAAAUGUGAGGGAGCCCAGAAAAUUCAAGUGGAAGGUGUCAUGAGUGGAUCGGUCAAGUCCAACAGAGAGCUUUUUGAACACACACCCAUGUAUGCGAUGCAGGACAGCUCUGGCCAUUACCAUGAGGUGAGGAUGGUGAGACGGGAGGAAAUAGUUAAAGGAGACGUACGCAGCUGCAGGUGGAUGUUUGAAACUCGUCCGAUUGAUGAGUUUGAUGAGAGCAUCAAUAAGUUCCAGAUUAUUAAAGGUAUUUCGAAACAGGAGAUUGAAUCGGGAGAUGUUAAAACCGCGAAGUGGUUGUUUGAAACCCAACCACUCGAUGCCAUUAAAUUUUUCAGCAACUGUGAAGAAGAAGAGAAUAAAACAAAAGAGGGUAUUGAAAUAGAGAAAGGGGACGUGAAGACAUGCCGGUGGCUGUUUGAGACACAACCGAUGGAUGUUCUGUACGAAAAGGUGGAAAAAACUGAGAGUGACGUCAAAGAAGUGCAAAAAGGCGACGUGAAAACCUGCACUUGGCUUUUUGAGACGCAGACACUUGACAACAUCCGCGAUCAUUCAGAGUCAGAAACGAUUCUGAAGACCUGUACCAUUAAGCAGGAGGAUGUUCAAGGGAAAGACGUUCGACUGGCUCGUUUCCUCUUUGAAACGGAGAACCUGGAGAACAUCGUGGGCGAGGAUGGAGGCUCCUUCAGGAGGGUCACGGAAAUCGACAUCCAGUCAGGCGACGUCUCCAGGAUGAAGUACAUCUUUGAGAACCGCUCAUCUGACAUCAUGAGCUCCACCUCCGAAGAAACAAUGCAGAGGCUGAAGACGCAGCAGGCCGAGGACAUCCAGCGGGGAAACGUGCUCAACUGCACCUGGAUGUUUGAGACGCAGCCGAUCGACGCGAUACGCGACGAUGAAGUGGACGCCAGGGAAAUCCGCACGGUGACCGAUGUCCAAGGAGGGGAUGUCAACAAAGGCCGCUUCAUUUUCGAAACAUACACUCUCGAUCAAAUAAAAGAGGAAUCCACUGAAACCGACAUCACCAAAAUCACCAGUAUCUUCAGAGAUGCAGGUGAGAAAGGAGAUGUAAAAAAUUAUACAAUGAUGUUUGAAACUCAGCCACUGUAUGCCAUUUGUGAUAAGGAUGGACAUUACCAUGAAGUGACCACGGUUACAAAAGAAGAAAUCUUGAAAGGAGAUGUGGUGGGCGCCCGAUGGCUCUUUGAGACAAAGCCUCUGGACUCAAUCAGAGAUUCUGAGGAAGUCUACGUGAUUAAAGCGGUGACCGAGGAAGGUGUCAACAAAGGAGACGUGAGCUCUGCCAGGUGGAGGUUCGAAACCCAACCUCUGGAUGAAAUCGCAGAGGAAAUCAAAGUGAGAUCAAAAACCGUUGCGGAUGUCCAAGGCGGAGACGUGAAGAUGAACAAGCAGCGGUUUGAAGCCGACGAGACGUCUCAAAAGUACAUCAGAACUGUCAGCGUGAGUGAAAUCCAAAAAGGUGACGUCAGAUCGGCCACAUGGAUGUUUGAAACACGCACCAUUGAUGAGAUCCAUGGCGUCGGCGCCGAGUAUGACGGAAUGGAGAAAGUGACAAAAGAGGAAGUGAUGAAAGGGGAUGUUAAGCAGUCCGUCUGGCUCUUUGAGAAAGAGCCUCUUGACAGGAUCAAAGACAGCGAUGGCACAGAGCUUGUCGUGACAAAGGAAGAAAUCCCACAGGCGGACGUGAAGACGACUACGUGGCUGUUUGAAACCACUCCGUUUCACGAAUUCAAUGAGAGCAGCCUGGAAAAAACUGAGAUAAUUGGUAAAAGCAUCAAGGAGACGCUGGAGGAGCUUUACAGCCAGAAAAUGGUGGACUCUCAGGGCAUUCUCAUCGAGACAGAUGAGAUCGGUGAUGUCCGGAUGGCUAAGUAUAAACUCCUGAACCAGGAGGCACCUCAAAUCCAGAGGCAAGAGGUCAUACGUGGAGAUCUGAGCAACAUCAUGAUGAACCUCCUCAAUCGUAGUGAAGUCACCGAAAGAGGAAUAAUUAUCGAUGCGGAUGAACGGGGCAAUAUCAACAGCACAGUGAAGCAGCUGUUCAACCAGGAGAAAGGAAUCAAUCUGGAGAAAGAGGAAAUUAUCCACGGUGACAUUCAAGAAGCAAUGAACAACCUGCUGAAGAGUGAAGGCUCCUCCAAGCGCGGCAUUCUGAUUCAAGAGGACGAGAAAGGAGACGUGAGAAUGACUAUAUACUCACUCUUGAACAAGGGCGAAAGAGCAAGCGCCGACAGAGAGGACAUUGUCCAUGGGAAUGUCAACAAAACUCUGCAUCGUCUCUUGUCCAACUCGGGGAGCGAAGAGUCCAAGAAGAUCAAGAUCGGUGACAGCGAAAGAGGUAACGUCAGCUUCUACUCUACCUGCAUCGAGUCUGGAGCUCUGGAUUAUCUGAAGCAGCUUCGUUAUGAAUCCGACGAAGACCAGGAAACGGUGCAAAAAGAGCGCAUCAUCGGAGGUGAUGUUGAAGAGACAAAAAUCCUUCUGCGGAAGAAUCAGCAGCAGAUCGGUCGCACGGUAGCAGAGGAUGAUAUCCUGCCUGGAGAUGUUCACAGCAUCGUCAAAGUCUUCAUGACAGAACCAAAUGUCACCUAUAAGAAUCUGCAGAAAGAGGACAUAGUGAAAGGAGACCUUGGUGCGGCCUUGGAUUCUCUGACCCAAGCCAUCAAUCAGAAGGUGGUAAUCGAGAAAGAGGAGGUGGUAAAGGGAGACAUACCCACCACUCUGAAGUCUUUGGAAGAGGCACAACAUCAAGCCAAAGAAAUGGAAAAGCCUGAAAUCGUCAAGGGAGACAUCAGAAGCGCUCUGGAGUCACUGGAGAAAUCUGUCUCCACAAAAACAGAGGCAACUGUUGAGGAUUUAGUUCCAGGUGAUAUCAAAGGUACCCUGAAGUCUCUGGAGGAAGCAAAGCAGGCUGUGAAAGAGGUGGAAAAAGAGGAAAUUGUCAAAGGGGAUAUUCACACCGCCAUGCUGAAUUUACAUGAGGCGUCAAGUGAUAAGAGGGUUUAUCAGCACCAAGUGAGCGAGCAAGGAGAUGUUCGAGGGACAAUUCAGCUCCUGCUGGAGCCAAAUACCUCUCCGAAAACACAGCGCCGAGGCAGCAUCGAGGGAGAUGUGAAAACGUCCAUAAAAUCCCUCUAUGAAGGGCAAGAGACAACACAGGUGGAAAAGGAGGAGGUUGUAAGAGGUGAUGUUCAGGGGACAAUUAAGUGUCUGAUGCAGAGGAAACAGUACUCGAACACAAAGCGUAUGCAUCCUUCCAAGAAAGCGAAAGCGCCCAUGAAAAAUCCAUCAGGCAUGAAACCAGCGGAGCAUGAAUGCAAGAGCGAGAGUGCAGCAGGCAGCUCAGCCCCCGCUGUGAAAAACCUUUCUCAGAGCCAAAGCAAAUCACUGAAAACGCAGGUGAUAACACAAGAGGUCCACUGUGCCGCUGUAACCAACACAGACAAUCCCACCAAGGCCUCUCAUCAGAAGAGCACCAAAGAGCUAAAACAAAAUCCGCCACCACCACCCCAGAAAAUCCAAACUAUGCAACCCGUUAUGGUAAAGAAUCAACAGAAGACUGAGAAUGAUCAAAUAGAGAGGAAAGAAGCUGAUAUGAAUGUGAUGAAAGAGGUGCAGAAAACCUCCCAGACAAGCUUUUCAAGCAAGCAAACCUGUGAAACGAAGACAAUCAAACAGGUGCACACGACUGUGACGGAGAAAAGCACGAUGCAUCAGCAGAACGCUUCCGAACGGGCAUCUAGAAAGCAGGAGGAGAGCAAGGUCAAAAGUGUGAAGGCUGAUCGCUGUGACGUCGAAACCAGAGGGAAAGGUAUCAUGAAAAUGAAGAAGGUCAAGCCGGAGAUUCACUUCCCCCCGCCCCCUUCUUCCCCGCCCCCGCCCUCAGAGUCGGACCUCUCUCUUCCUCCACCUCCAUCGCCGGUAGCUGACAACCCGGGAUCCUCUUCCCGUGCAUCCAUCAUGAGGCAAGACAGUGAUCUUCCUCCUCCUCCACCACCUCCUCCACCUUCUGUCGAAUGUGCCAAGUCCGAGGUGGAGUUUUUCCCACCUCCUCCACCCCCACCAGAUUUCCUUCCUCCACCACCAUCGCAGCAAGAGCUUAACACCAUGCCUCUGCCUCCCCCCACCAAGUUGGGGAAGCCUGUCGGGAGGCCAUUGUUCAAAGUGCCGAAGCAACCAGAAUCCCCAAAACAGCCCAUUCAGGUGAAACCUAAGUGGCAGAAAAAACAGCCAACCCCCCCUCCUCCCCCUCCUCCACCUCCAGCUUCAAUAGUCCAGGAGGAGGAUGUUAAAAUCCAGGAAGUGAAACAGGAAAAAAUUCAAGAGACAACAGCAGCGUUGCAAACUAAUUUCCAGAACAUCCCGGUAGUACAGCCGGUUCAAAAUCCAAGCCCAAAACCACCCAGAAAGGUGUUCGUUCCCCCCAUCAAACUGCCCCCUCCUCCCGAACCUGGAGCGGCACCAAAAGCAAAACCGCCCGCUCGGAAAUUUAAAACCCCCCUCAUGCUGGCAGAGGAGCGGUACCGCCAACAAAAGCAGGAGAAAGAGGAAAUGGAGAGGAGCAGAGUUACAACUCCCACCACUCCACCCGUUCACCUUCAGACCACUGAUGCCACUGUCCAGAUUUCUGCAGCUGAGACGUUGGAGAAAGAAGAAACAACCAAAGUCAUGACGGAAGCAACAAAGACAAAACACGAAGAAACAAAAAACGUUUCUAAAGAGGGAACACCUGCACAAGACAGACCCAAGAAAACCCUUUCCCAGAUCCCUUUAAGCAAGCCAACGAUCUCUGUUGUGAAUAAGAAGUUAGCAUCUGGUGGUUUGGCCAAAAUACAAGUUUCAAAAGAAUCAUCAUCAGAAAUAGUCAAAACGGAUCAAACUCCACUCAAGAAUCCAUCAGAUGCUGUUUCUCAGCUGCAUCGCGAGUCCUCAGAUAAAGACGUUCGGUCAAGUUCCAGCAUGGUCACUUCGUCUUUUACAGAGCAGCAGCAGUUUAUUAAGAAAUCCAUCACUUCUACACAGAGUUCUGUCCAUGAAAACCUUCAAAGUCAGGCAGCGGUCACAUCCAAAGAAGACGCUGUGAAGAAUAUUAAUGCUCCUUUUACAAAGGAGGGGAAAACAAGUCCAGCUCAACCCACUAGAAUUCCCAAGGUAACUCCUAGUUUCAAGGUGAAAACCUUCAAAAUGCCGGUGGAGAAGAAAGAGGAGAUUAGAGAAAAACAUUCACAGCAGGAGCAACAGAAAAGUGAGACAGUAACAGACCAGGGAGUGAACCAACAGACAUCAGCGAGAAUGGAGAUGAAGAAAGAAAUUAAAGUGAAAGAGAGGAAAACUGACAUGACCCCGCCUGUAGAGAUCCACACAAAGGCGGUGAAAAACGAAGAAGCGAAGCUGUUGGACAAGGUAACAUCCACAGCAACCAAUCAAGGACAACGUUUCAUGUCCGUCAGUCAGCAGAGUGCGAAGACAGAGCACAUUCAGGAGACCACCAUGACUGAGAGUGUGGUACAAAAGAGACAAGAGGCUGUUCACACACACACACAGCAAGCCAAGCUGCAAGCCACAAAUUCCAGCAGAAUACAAACCAAAUCCGGGAUGUCAAAGCAAGAGCCGAAAGACAGGCAGAAGGUUGAAACUCAACCUGCAGAGGUUCCAGAUGUGCUGAAAUGCAGCGUGAUGCAGAAGCUGCUGUCUGAGAUCAAAGAGCUGGAGGCCACACCCAGCAGAGUUGACUUCAACGCCGUCAGGACGGUGAUCGGCGAAGUGCCCGAGUGGGUGAUGGGCUCAGCUGAGAGGAAGAAUCUGACUGAAAUCGCCAAGCAACAAAGCAAGAAAAAACUGAAAGAGAUGGUGGUCUACGUGAGGAAUAUUGUUCAAGCUAAGCUCAUGUUUCUGGAGAAGACCUUGGUCGUGGUGGAAAAGGAGGCACCCCCAGCACCACUGGUGCCCCCAAAACCUGAGAGAAAAUUCACAAGCGGGACGAAAAUAUCAAAGAUCAGUAUCGGCUCGAGUAAAAGUGAGAAGAAAGUGGUGGAGGAGAAGAAGGAGCAGCAACAGCGGGGCGACGGUGUGGACCAGCGGGUUUCCUCUCCGUUAGCGAGCAUCCGUACUCCGUCGCCAACUUUCAUCAGCAUCGAGUCCCGAAAAGUAGACUCCCCUCUCAGGGUGACCUCCUCUCCUCCGCCCUACAAGUUAGUGGGGACGCCUCCACCGCCUCCUCGUAGGACGUACACGCCCACCUUCAGUCGGGCCACGCCUUCGCCGACCCUGAGCCGCUCCGAGAAGCUGAUGAAGCUGCGGGACACCACCUCCAUGCUGGCUCGUGGCGUCACCCCCCCGCCUCUCACGCCGGAGAGGUUGGAAAGAGAGCGGAGUCUUUCGACGAGCGAGCAGGAGGUGAUGGACGUGGCGGAAAUGGUGGAUUCCAUGACGACGGUACGGGAUAAGAAGUCUUUCUUCGAGGAGGCUCAGAAGGCGGAGGUCAACAGGAUGUAUCUGCGGAAGGAUCCCAUCGACAUCCCCGAACGCCUAGGGCCCGACACCGAGGAGGCUGCCGAGGGCGUGAGUGUUGACCUUCUGAAAGACGACCUCCCGAGGAUCGAUUUAACUAAACUGGUGAACAAGUUCGAGUCCCCGAAACCGAAACGUUACAUCAGAAAGGAUCCCAUCACGAUCGCGGAGCGGCUCGGGAGCGACACAGAGGACGCAGAGGUGGAGGCGCACACGCCAAGAACCGAGGAAUUCCCCACGUUCAACGUCAGAGCGAUAAAGGACGUGUUCGAGACGGGCGAGCUGGAGUCCCAGGCUGCCCGGGAGCUCCGAGAGCAAAUCGAAAGAAGGGAGCCGGAGGCGGCGCCGUACGACCCGGCGGGUCACUCUGCCACAUCGGUCACCGAGCGUUUCUGCAGCGUCGACGACUUUGGGAAUGUGAUGACGGAGACGAGAAGUGAGGUGCACUCGGGGGGUACCGCCGCCGCCCGCGGCAACCCGCCAUCCUACGCCGACGUGGUGAGGGGCGCGGUCCCCACGGUGGCGGUUCCUCCCGAGGCGUCCACAGAGGAGCUGCUGAGGAACUUCCAGCAAUCCUGGGCCGAGAGCCAGGGGGUCUUCCAGAACCUGGGCUUCAGCGUCACGGAGCAGAGGACCUCGCAGAUCGUGACCCGGCAGCAGCAGACUGUCGUCACGGAGAAUUCGAAUUCCAGAGUCCGAACUGUGCAGGACGUGUCGGAAGAGGGUGUACCCCAUGGAAUCACUGAUCGCAGACAAACACAACUUCCAUAAAAGCUGCUUCCGCUGUGAACACUGCAGAGGCAAACUAAGUCUUGGAAACUACGCCUCUCUCCAUGGACGGAUGUACUGCAAACCGCACUACAAGCAACUCUUCAAAGCCAAAGGAAACUACGACGAGGGAUUCGGACAAAAACCCCACAAAGAGCUCUGGAAUAACCGGAACCAGCAGACC
Messenger RNA from Salarias fasciatus (jewelled blenny), 10035 nucleotides. It is a transcript of the gene xirp2a, whose product is annotated as xin actin binding repeat containing 2a. Gene Ontology annotation, biological process: actin cytoskeleton organization; actin filament organization. Gene Ontology annotation, molecular function: actin filament binding. Bases 132 to 9854 code for a protein of 3240 amino acids. NCBI's taxonomy places the organism in Eukaryota, Metazoa, Chordata, Actinopteri, Blenniiformes, Blenniidae. Gene Ontology annotation, cellular component: stress fiber; focal adhesion. The record is from RefSeq and is a predicted model, not a curated record. The transcript is spliced from 11 exons.